Molecule: messenger RNA, 3562 nt
Organism: Daphnia pulex (common water flea)
Lineage: Eukaryota; Metazoa; Arthropoda; Branchiopoda; Diplostraca; Daphniidae
Product: neuroendocrine convertase 1-like
Exons: 12
Coding region: 600-2429 (609 amino acids)
Biological process (GO): protein processing
Cellular component (GO): Golgi membrane; trans-Golgi network
Molecular function (GO): serine-type endopeptidase activity
Source: RefSeq, a predicted model, not a curated record
GCCGACGUAAAACUCAUACGACACCCAUUCGGUGAUAAGACUCUCUCUCCAUGUUAAUCUCGUUAAACAUGACGGCACUAGCGGCGAAUCGAAUGGGAGACAGGCCAGGGAAACCCUCUCAAUGCUCCCCCCACACACACUCCAGCUGUGUACGGAGAACCGAAAAAUUCAGCAAAGACGAAUUUAUAAAUUGAAUUCGAAUGAUGGAUGAAGAAAUUUCCAGGAUGUGGUUACGGGUUACUGGCGUAAAUUUUUGUCUGUACGUAAAACACGUGAGGCUAUUAGACAGCCAGGGUCUUGGUGAUCUAUUCUAAUCUUGUUAGUUUCUCUACGUACGUAGUCGUACGAGUACCGAAAAUAGACUCGAUAUCUUUCUUUUUGAAAGGUUAGUGUCGCAGUCAUUUUCUUCGAACUUACGUCAACUGAAAGUAUUUGACGUUGAAACUCGUUUUUCUACAUACGUUUCCAUAUCGGAUCCGUGUAGGAAACCGAACUGAUGCGGUUUUCCUGUUUCCCUUUUUCCAUCUUUUAAUCGGUUGAGUAUAUAAUAUGGGGGCAGACAAAUCUGCCCAGUUGAGAUCGAGUCUGACUACUACUGCAUGUCGGUGAUGAAUUUUUGGCUGGCGGCAUUACUUAUUUUCGUGUCCAGGUUAGAUGUUGUACAACCACGCCGGCGCCAUAGCAACGAUGUCGUGUUCCACGUCCUGGAGGGUCAACGUUUGUCCGCUAGAGAACUGGCCGACGAACACGGGCUGGAAUACAUUUCGGAGGUGUUUCCAGGGUCCAGCAGGUACCACCACGCCGUCAUGAAAGAGAGAACGCUGGAUCUGAUAUCCAUGGAGAAACUAUCGACUGACCCGAGGAUCGUUUGGGCUGAAAAGCAGAUUUAUCAACGCAGGGAUUUGCGGUUUAUUUCGUCUGCUCAAGGCCGCCUACUAGUCGACGAAGAAGACCUUUCCAAUUUGACGGAUGACAAUGAAAUCGAAUCGGAUGGAUCGGAAAUGUUUAACGAUCCUCAGUACCCACUCCAGUGGUACUUGCAUGGGAAGAACGCCGGAGACACUCACCAUUUGAACGUGACACCUGUUUGGCGAAAAGGGCUAACCGGCCGGGGUGUAGCCAUCGCCGUCCUUGAUGACAACGUCAAUCCGUCCAAUCCGGAAAUUAGACGUAAUUAUGAUCCUAAUAUUAGCGUUGAUUUGGGAGCCAAAAGCGGGCCGGGCAUUAAGAAAAAUCCGAUUCACGGAACGUAUUGCGCUUCCAUCAUCGCGGCCGAAGCCAACAACAAUUUCUGCGGCGUCGGAGUCGCUUUCAACGCUCGCGUCGGUGGCGUCCGUCUGUUGGCAAAGAAACGCGUCCUCGACGUCCAGGAAGCCAGAGCUCUCAAUUACAAGCUGCACGAAGUGGACAUUUACAGCGCAUCUUGGGGGCCCCCGGACGAUGGUAAACACAUUGGAGGGCCGGGAAAGUUGUCCUACCACGCCCUGGAACGCGGUGUUGAAUUGGGUCGUCGGGGACGCGGUGCUAUUUACAUUUGGGCGUCUGGGAAUGGCGGAAUCAAGGGAGACAACUGCGCUUACGACAGUUACGCCUCCAGCGUCUACACGCUAUCCGUUUCGGCUUUGACACCUCAAGGUUUGUCGCCCUAUUACGCGGAACCUUGCCCGGCUGUUUUGACGAGCCUCUACGUCGGCGGCCAACACCUUAGACCCAAAUCGCCGUUCGAUGCCGAAAAGACGGACAAUGUGGUUGUCCCUGAGGGAAGCAAUGGAUGCCAAAACCAGUUCCAGGGAACGUCGGCCGCUGCUCCACUUGCCGCCGGCAUUAUCGCUUUACUCCUUGAAGCCAAUCCGCUUCUUACUUGGAGGGAUGUCCAGCACCUGGUCGUCCUCAGCUCAUCACCACCGAAACAAGACUAUGGAAACAAGGAACAAUCGUUGACUCAUUGGCCGGCCAACGGUGCCGGACUCCGUUCCAAUGUUCUUUAUGGUUUUGGAGCUUUGAACGCUGGUCGGCUGAUUGACUUGGGACUUGGCUGGAAAUCGGUUCCAGCCCAAAUUCGCACUUCAACUCAAUGUCCUGCAGGACCGAUAAUUCUACCACCCAAUCGACCAGUCCAUCUAACGCUGGACGUCACGAGCAACGUUUCCAUCUCUUCUUUAGAAUACGUUACGAUGCAUAUCGACGUCGAUGUCAAGCCCCGAGGAGCUUUGACCAUCUCCUUGCAAUCACCAUCAGGAAUGGUGUCACAGCUUCUGGCUCCAAGACCACACGAUCUAAGUAACCUGGGAUUACGUAACUGGAACUUGACUUCGGCUCAAUUUUGGGGAGAAAAUCCUACCGGCCAGUGGCGCCUCUAUUUAACUAAUUUGAGUCCCAACAGUCCAGGAAUGCUUCACUUGUGUUCUCUGGUUCUGUUGGGCUUUUGAACUCCAAUUAUUUAUACGUCAAUGCGCACAUCUUUUAAUAAAAAGAAUUAUUAUGACGUCAAUCCAAAAAACAAAAUCUAAUAAUUUUUCUGUAUUACAUAAUCUGCAGGUCAUUAGCGUUAUACUGCAGGGGUGGAGGGUGCGCUUGGUGUGAAGACUUUCAAGUUAUAUCCAUGUACCAGAAGAAAAAAAAGAGAAUCAAACAACGACAGUGCCAGGCAACGUGUUCGGAAAGGCCUAGCGGACAUUUAACGACAAAUUUUUAAAUUUCAAGGAAGAGGAAUUCAGCUCCUUGGUGGACUCCGUUGUUGGCUAAGGGCGUGUCCCCACGGUACACGAAUUGGCUGUAAGGCAGUUGCUUGAGGGAACGAAAUCCACAUUUUUUCAGGGUCUUGAUUGCGUAAUGAUUGACGGCUUGGCUGACAACAGUUUUGAUGCCCAGGCUGGCGGCCAGUUGGAUCGAAAGUCGAACGAGUUUGGAAGCCAAUCCCCGUUGGCCGUAGUGAGGGUCCACUGCGAGCAUGAAGAUGUUGAACAUUUUAUUGUUGGCAGGUGCCCAGUCGUCUGGAACGGCCGACAACUCUUCCAGGAACUUUAAAUUCAUGUACAUUUUUGGGUGUCGGUCCGGAUGGACAAAGUCAGCGAGAUCUGGCGAUGGCGGAUGCUCCUGGCCGUCAUCAUUUUCGAUUGCAUUGAUGGCGACGGCCACGAUCCGGCCGGACGUACGGUGUCGGAGUUGAAUCGAAGUGGACGGCGCCGCCAAAACCAAAUGGAUGAAAUCGAAUACCCAGGGCCUGACUUCCAAGUCGACAUCCAUGUCGACCACUUUGCCGAUGGGCACUUCCGGAAAGAAAUGGGCCAGGAGGAAUUCUGUAACUUUGACCUUCUCUUCUUGUCUUACGGUUGCCAAUUCCAAUUCUUCGUGUAAAUUUGGUUCAUCCCAGUCUUCCCACUAUGGAUUCCUUCUCGAAUGUUAUGGAUGAUGAGAUCAAGGCAGCGGGCCAUUCAGUCCUAGGAUCGGUGGUGACGUCGGCGACGUCUUGGAGGCGACUGGACGUCGUUUCUACGGAUUCCAUAAUCGAUUACCUACGCUUUGACCUUAUGCGGGCGACGGGAAAACUAACGGAACUGAU